Messenger RNA from Cordyceps militaris CM01, 1278 nucleotides. RefSeq names its product oryzin precursor. Gene Ontology annotation, molecular function: serine-type endopeptidase activity. The record is from RefSeq and is a predicted model, not a curated record. The transcript has 4 exons. The coding region runs from base 1 to 1278 and encodes 425 amino acids. NCBI's taxonomy places the organism in Eukaryota, Fungi, Ascomycota, Sordariomycetes, Hypocreales, Cordycipitaceae. Gene Ontology annotation, biological process: proteolysis.
AUGACGCAACUACACUACCGUUUCACCUCUCUUCUUCUGCUUCUUGGCCUUGCCAUCGCUGCCCCCGGUAGAAUUGCCAACCCUCCCGAAUCGACGGCGUUUAGGCUCCCAGUCAGCAAUGCCAAUGUUGCCGUCACCAACAUGAUCCCUAACCGCUACAUUGUCGUGUACAACAAGGAUUUCAACUCAACAUCCAUCGACGCCAAAGAGGCAUCCUUUGCUGCCGCCCUCAGAAAACGCAAUCUCGGCAAGCGUGGGCUCGGCGGCAACCCUCUGUCCACUGAAGUCAACUCGCUCAGCAUGAACAAGUGGCGCGCCAGCAUCCUGGAUGCCGACGACGACAUGUUCAUGGAAAUGUACAACUCGGAGGAAGUCUCUUACAUCGAGGCUGAUACACGGGUUCACACUCAGGUCGUCAUUUCACAGAUCAACGCCCCUCCUGGCCUUGCUCGUCUCUCCCACGCUACCAAUGGCCCUAGCAACUAUCUGUUCGACGAGUCUGCCGGCCAAGGUGUUACUGUUUACAUUGUCGACACUGGCAUUCUCCCCUCUCACGUCGAAUUUGAGGGACGUGCCCGCUCGGCUGCCAAUUUCGUUAACCAAGUUGACACGGAUGAGAAUGGCCACGGGUCUCAUGUUGCCGGCACUAUUGGUGGUGCUACCUACGGUGUCGCCAAGAGAUGCGAACUUCUGGGCGUCAAGGUCCUGGACGCGAGUGGUGGCGGCGCCAACUCUGGUGUUCUGAAGGGUCUCCAGUUUGUCAUGAACGAUGUCGCUGAAAGGAACGUUAGCAAAGCCGUUAUGAACAUGUCUCUGGGCGGUCCGCGUUCGAGAGCCAUCAACACUGCCAUCUCGCAGCUUGCCCAAGCUGGCGUUAUUCCCGUCGUCGCCGCUGGCAAUGAGGACCAAGAUGCAUCCACCACAUCCCCUGCCUCUGCCCCCGACGCCAUCACCGUUGGUGCCAUUGACGUCAGGAACGAUGCCAAGGCCAGUUUCUCCAACUUCGGCUCUUCCGUCGCAAUCUUUGCCCCGGGUGUCAACAUUCUGAGUGUUGGCAUCGCCUCCAACACGGAUUCGAAGGUUCUCAGCGGGACCAGCAUGGCCUCCCCCCACGUCGCCGGUCUCGCCGCCUACCUCAUGGGACUCCGGGGUCUCGAUGAGCAGCAGCCCUCGCAGGUGGAGGAUCUGAUGAAGAACCUCGCCGGCCAGACGGGCGCUCGGGUUCGUGGCAACGAACAGGGAACCACCAACCGCAUUGCCAACAAUGGCAGCAGAUAG